AUGAAGAUCUCGGCGGGAGGCGCAUGCAAUCCAGCGAUGGCAAAUUGAUUUGGGAAUACAAAUCGAGAGAGCGACGCUGUCCUACUGGGGAUUGUAAUCGGGUGGAUAUUCAACGCUCUUCUCCAAUUGCGGGUAUUUCAGUUCCCAUAUCUAAUAUAAUUGGAUUGAUUUUCGCCCGUGGUUUCAAUACUUCCCGGGGAACAGAAUCGCACAGGCCUCUACAAUUGUCUCUCCAGAUUCUGCCUAUGCCGCAAUUAUGUUGCGUAUAUGGGUAUCAGAUCUAUCUCCUAGGUACUCAUCUAUUUUACACUAUUAUAUCUUCUCUGUGGUUUCCUGUUGGGAGCAAAGGAACGUCUUGGAGAGAUUCGAUCUUUGGAUGUUGUUCAAAAACUUUUUGAGAGAUUUCCUGCUGCUUUUAUGGAUACCCUUCAUGUUCCCCUUGGCAUUAGGGAAUCCAUGCGUUCAUCUGGUUUGGUGAGUUAU
This is a messenger RNA of Cuscuta campestris, 483 nucleotides long. Lineage: Eukaryota; Viridiplantae; Streptophyta; Magnoliopsida; Solanales; Convolvulaceae. The record is from the annotation of a GenBank genome assembly.